Molecule: messenger RNA, 1305 nt
Organism: Lingula anatina
Lineage: Eukaryota; Metazoa; Brachiopoda; Lingulata; Lingulida; Lingulidae
Product: elastase-1-like
Biological process (GO): proteolysis
Molecular function (GO): serine-type endopeptidase activity
Source: RefSeq, a predicted model, not a curated record
CACCAAGGUGACAAUUAGAUAAAUCGCAUUUUAAAUGUAGCCAUCCCGUGAGGGAGACGCAAUUUCAGGAAAGUUGCAUUUUGGAUUUCUCUAUAGAAAAAUUAUUUCACCGUCAAAAUGAAGGCGAGAGGGAUCCCUAUCUUAGUUUUUUUGCUAGUCGCUGCACAUGCUGACCAUGAGUGCGGUCGAAGUCGUGGGACGUGUCUUUGGGACUCCUAUCCCUGUGACGGCGAGUACGUGGACGGUCUGUGUCUAGGACCAGCUAAUAGACGGUGCUGUGUUCACAAAUAUAAGCCUAAAGACAAAAAGUUGGACCCCGACUGCGACCUCCGCCACGGCGUGUGUCAGGACGAGAUGAUAGAGUGUAAUGGAGACUAUGUAGCCGGGCUGUGUAACGGUCCCCCCUCCAGGAAGUGCUGUGUAGACCCCCCGGAAGACCCCUUCAACCCCAGGACUCCACCCCCAGAUAUCCAGGGAUUCGGCCUGAAACUGGUGGAUGCUCAGGCCUUGGACACUCGCUGGAAAGAUUACUGUGGAAUGCCGGGUAAUCACGUGGUCAAGGGAAGCGUUGCGUCACAGAACAGUUGGCCGUGGUUGGCUGUGGUGAGGCCUGACAAGGGGGACGGCUUCUGCGGCGCUGUGCUGAUUGCACCGAACUGGGCGCUUACUGCCGCGCACUGCAUUCAAAAGCUGAAACCACAAGCACAAAAGUGGUUCAUACGGCUUGGUGAUCAUGAUCUUUUUAAAGACGAGACGACUGAACGAGAGUACGAAAUUGCCCUCUCCGAUGUCUUUGAGCACCCACAUUACGGCAUGGCUGAGACCUUCAACAACGACCUGGCCCUCAUUAAACUGGCCACGCGGUCAGUAGAGCUGGACGUCGCCCACAUCAACGCCGUCUGUAUGCCCACUGUGGACAUGUCCUUCCAGUACCAGGCGUGCUACGCCGUCGGCUGGGGAGCCAAGAAAGGAACUGAAGCCAGUGGCAAACUGAGGCAGGUGAAGGCGGGAGAACUGAGGUACCUGGACUGUGCGCGUCAGGUGUGGGGCAUGAGCCGUGGAAUGCUGUGUACCAACAGGCGAGCCCAGAUUGCCUGUACCGUCGAUUCUGGAGGUCCUCUAGUCUGCGAAAACGAGGGGCGGUAUUACCUGGCGGGUAUAGGUGCCUUUGACGACGACAGUUGUCUCACAGCAACCACCGAAGACGUGAAAAAUCCAGCAAUUUUCACGCGCGUUCCGUUCUACCUAGAUUGGAUCUACUCUGUCACGCGUAAAUACGAACAUGAUCAUUACCCUAGGAAAUAA